UUUUAAUAUAGCGAUCAAGCCCGACAGAACCACAGAUCAACAGAAGAAAUCUUGUUGAACGGAUCACCAAGAGCUGAGCUCUCCAGAGCUUUGACACCGGCUUCACCCCAGACCUCUCGAAAUAUGCCUUUGACAAGAAUGCGUAUGAGACCCUGGCUGGAAUUACAGAUAAAUUCCAAUGCAAUUCCUGGGUUAAUUUGGAUAAACAAGGAAAGAAAGAUGUUCCAAAUUCCGUGGAAGCAUGCUGCCAGACAUGGAUGGAACAUGGACACAGAUGCAAGCCUUUUCAGAAACUGGGCUAUACAUACAGGAAGGUUUAGACAAGGAAUAGAUUCACCAGAGCCUAAAACAUGGAAAGCCAAUUUCCGAUGUGCCAUGAACUCACUGCCUGAUAUAGAGGAAGUGAAGGAUAAGAGUGUUAAUAAAGGCUCCAGUGCUAUUCGAGUAUACAGAAUGCUACCACCUGUUGACAGGUCAAAGCAAAAAGAAAAGAAAUCCAGGUCAUCCAAAGAUUCUAAAAGCAAGAGUAAAAAAAAGGAGUUCAAGUCAAAGGUCAAGUUAGAAGUGACAGAGCCUGUUACGCCUAAACUACCAGUUGAUCACACCACAUAUACUGCACCAGAGCAAUGUACUUCACAGGAAAUGGUGGUUGACAGCACAGUGAAUAUAGGAGAGUUUUCUCCAUCGGAAACAUGCCCUGUUGUUGAUUGGCCUAUCAAUGAAAUAGUCGGAGAAUCUGAAGAUCAGGUAGUCAGCACAUGUGACCUGUAUCCAUUUCAGAUCUCUCCCCUGCCCUCUCCUACAGCAACCAGUGCAGCUGACAGCUUUCUGACAUCGGAUGAAGCUUCUGAAAUCACACAAGAACCCAGUCAGUGGGAGCACAGUAGCAUUGAAGGAAAAGGAUACCUCAGUAAUGUAAUAGGAACAAUGCCACUAACUCCCUUUGAGAAUAACCUUAACACGAAUGAACAAGAAACAAUCUCCCAUUUGACAUUCCAUGAUGGCAGUUGGUCAGAUUCAACAGGGAAUAGCAUGACAUGGUCAUACUCAUAGAAUCAUACUUUACAGACCAUGUCCCAGACACCACCAUCGCUAUCUCUGCAUUUGUCUUAUCCUAGUGGCAGGACAGACCCCACCAGAAGUGGCAGCACAGUGGUAUACAGUCUGGAAUGAAUUGAACUGAGAGUCAUCAAUGUUGACACCGGACAUUACGAACUGUCAAGGAAUAGGAUCAACCAUGGGCAAGGAGAACUCUUACUGGUUACUACAUACUGCCCAUCCUUGGCUGAUGAAUGCCACGUGAAGGAAGCAUUAAGGAUUGCAAAGUUGCAGAGUGUACUUUAGGUGGGAGACUUUAAUGUCCAUCCCUAUGAGUGACUUGGGAGUGCCGUUAUUGCUGAUCUGCACAAUACUGGAAGGACACAACUGCUAGACUGGCUGGUGAGGGAUCCGACAAGAAGGAAACACAUACUUGACCUCAUCCUCACCAAUCCACCUGUAGUAGAUGCAAUCUCCAAGACAGAAUUGGUAGGACAGAUUACCCGCACAGUCCUUUUGAAUAUAAAAUCCUGUCUUCUAAUUGAAAAUCCGUCCAUCAUGCUGGGAUACACUGCCACCAUGCUUUGUGCUCAAACAUUUUCAAUCUCAUAGCCUAGUAGUGAGUAUGGCAUCAAGGGGCUGUAGCAGAACUAGAGUGAAUGGUAGUUUGGUGGUUAGAACACAAAGGAAGGUGAUUAUGGUUGUUGGAGGUCAGUCACCAUAACUCCAGGACAUCUCUGUGCGAAUUCGUCAGUGGCCCAGCCAACUUUAGCUGCUUCAUUAAUGACCUUCCUGCUAUCAUAAACCCAGAAGUACAGAUAUUUGCUGAUGACUGCAUGAUGUUCAACACCAUUCAUGACUGCUCAGAUACUUAAGUAGUCCCUGUCCAAAUGUAACAAGACCUAGACCUUAUCAAGGCUUGGGCUGACAAUUGGCAAGUAAUGUACACAUAGCACAAGUGCCAGGCAAUGACCAUCUCCAACAAGACAGAUUCGCAUCAUCACUCCUUGACAUCCAAUGGUAUCACUACAGCUGAAAAUCACAUUGUCAAUAUCUUGGGGGUUACCAUUGACCAGAACCUGAACUAGACAGGUCAUAUCAAUAUGGUGGCCACAACAGCAGGUCAAAGGCUAAACAUCCUUCAGCAUGUAACUCACCUCCUGACUCUCCAAAGUCUAUCCACCAUCUACAA
This is a messenger RNA of Chiloscyllium plagiosum (whitespotted bambooshark), 2230 nucleotides long. Lineage: Eukaryota; Metazoa; Chordata; Chondrichthyes; Orectolobiformes; Hemiscylliidae. The record is from RefSeq and is a predicted model, not a curated record.